Rhododendron vialii is the source of this 1152-nucleotide messenger RNA. RefSeq lists its product as uncharacterized. The record is from RefSeq and is a predicted model, not a curated record. The coding region runs from base 1 to 1152 and encodes 383 amino acids. NCBI's taxonomy places the organism in Eukaryota, Viridiplantae, Streptophyta, Magnoliopsida, Ericales, Ericaceae. The transcript is spliced from 2 exons.
AUGGAGUCAAUAAGGUUACUUUUUGGCAUUGCAUCUCAUUUUAAUUUUAAAUUAUUUCAAAUGGAUGUUAAAAGAGCUUUUUUGAAUGGUGACCUUAAGGAGGAGGUGUAUGUGGAACAACCCAAAGGGUUUACUCAUCCCUCAUUCCCUGAUCAUGUGUACCGCCUUCGUAAGGCCCUUUAUGGCCUUAAACAAGCCCCUCGAGCUUGGUAUGAACGUUUAACCGAUCAUCUUUUAAAUACCGGCUUUGUGAAAGGGGGAGUAGACCGAAUUUUAUUGCUGAAGAAAAUUGAGAGCGACCUUUUAAUUGCUCAAAUAUAUGUUGAUGAUAUUGUGUUCGGUUCCACAAAUGAGCGGCAUGCAAAACAAUUUGAGGCACAGAUGUCCCAUGAGUUUCAAAUGAGCCUAAUGGGAGAAUUGACUUACUUUCUAGGCUUUCAAAUUCUUCAGUUGAAUGAUGGGAUAUUUUUGUUCCAAUCCACAUAUGCAAAAGAAUUGGUCAAAAAUUUUGGUUUGGAAGAUUCCAAGAGUAUUCGUACUCCCAUGGGUUCCACCGUUAAAAUUGCUAAAGAUAUUGAGGGCGUUUGUGUUGACUCCAUGCUUUAUCGUAGUAUGAUAGGAAGCUUAUUAUAUCUUACUGCUAGUCGUCCCAAUAUUUCGUUUAGUGUUGGAGUGUGUGCCCGCUAUCAAUCUAACCCUAAAGAGUCUCACUUGAUCGCUGUCAAGCGAAUUAUUCGUUACAUUAAGGGCACCUCCACGCUUGGUCUUUGGUAUUCUGAAGGUACUAAUGUGGACUUAGCCGCGUUUUCCGAUGCCAAUUGGGCUGGAAGCGCGGAUGAUAGGAAGAGUACCUCUGGUGGUUGUUUCUAUUUGGGAAACUACUUGGUUGCUUGGCAUAGCAAGAAGCAGAAUUGUGUUUCAUUGUCCACCGCAGAGGAAGAAUAUAUUGCCGCUGUUUGCCUUGUUGGGUGUUGGAGGUGUCUCUUUUGGGUGUUGCUUUGGGUUUUAGGUGUCAGAUGUCUUUGUGGAAGUGGUGCCUUUGUUGGUUUCUUGCCAGUCUUGGAUUGUUAUUCUCUCCCUUUGGGUCCAUAUUGGCACAUGAUUGUUGGAGCUUGUUGUUUUCCCUUGUGGGUUUUCUCUUCUCCAACUUGA